UAACCAUUUGGUCCCUUCUCAACUCAACCUGACGCGGCUUAAUGUGAUUCAUAAAGUUGAUGCAGAAAGAAUGCCAAACACUCCAACCCUUCCCCGGAUCAGGAGCAGAACACAAGUGACAAGCCUCUCAGCCAAAAUCUGCCACUAACUCCACUUACUUGUGAAGAACGUAGAUUUUGAUAAUGAAAAAGUGGAGGAUUAGGUUACCAAACACACAAUAAAGAGUAGUAGUUUCACUUCAUCCAUUGAUGUAUCGAACUGUAUAAGAAACAAAUCCAACUCAAAGAUUGUAGCCAACAUUUUCCAUGCCGCUUGGUGCAAGAUGCUACCUAGAGUUGUAUUCUGCACUGCAGUGUCUUUGGCUAUAUUGGUAGUCGUUCUCUUGGCUUUGCUCUCGCCUGGUCCCCAUGGAAAGCCAUCAAAGAACCACCACCACACACGGCCGCCAUGGCUGGCACUGUCCUUGUACAUCCAACAACCGCAGAUUGCAGGCUUUAGCACACUUCCCAAGGCAAGAUCAGAUGCUGAAGCGCUUAUUUUUCAUCAAACGCUCACAGAGGGACCUACAAACACUUCUCGGGUUGUGGGUAAAGCCCAGGGUUUCAUAGUUCCUGUCGAAGGGUUUGCACACUCGGCAUUCAAUAUCAUUUAUCUGACCUUUGACACAUCCGAGUAUUCGGGUAGCCUUAGUGUCGAGGCCAGGCAUGUUGCUCAUAAGGACAUGCAACUCCUCAAUGUGGUGGGCGGCACAGGGUCUUUUGCUUUUGCUCGUGGGCUUGCUGCUUUUACCCAGACUGAUCGCCAUCCAUCUGUUGUGGAUGCAACCUACCGCGUUAAACUUCAGCUUAAAUUUCCGAAUCGAUCCCAGACUAUACCGGGAUGA
Messenger RNA from Juglans regia (Persian walnut), 883 nucleotides. RefSeq names its product dirigent protein 6. The transcript has a single exon. Bases 323 to 883 code for a protein of 186 amino acids. The record is from RefSeq and is a predicted model, not a curated record. Lineage: Eukaryota; Viridiplantae; Streptophyta; Magnoliopsida; Fagales; Juglandaceae.